This is a messenger RNA of Fraxinus pennsylvanica, 1224 nucleotides long. The record is from the annotation of a GenBank genome assembly. Lineage: Eukaryota; Viridiplantae; Streptophyta; Magnoliopsida; Lamiales; Oleaceae.
AUGGUAGCAUUCCGGUUGCUUUUCUUCUCUCUCGUCCUCUUCACUUGGAUUAAUGCAAUCUCAUCUGUGACGAACCCAAAAGAUGCUGCUGUACUCCGAUCAUUAAAAGAUCAAUGGGGAAACACGCCCUCGAGUUGGAAUAAUUCGGCUGAUCCUUGUGAAGCUUGGAAUGGAAUUACCUGCAACAACAACGCGAGCGUCAUUAAAUUAGAAUUAUCCAUACUGGGACUAACAGGAACAUUGAUGGGUGACAUCGCGGGGCUCACCGAACUAAUUACUCUGGACUUGUCAAUCAACCCUGGCCUCACUGGUCCACUUUCUCCUCUGCUAGGAGAUCUGGGAAAAUUGAGCACAUUAAAUUUAGCAGGGUGUAGCUUUGCUGGAAAUAUACCAAGUGAAUUGGGAAAUCUUGCCAAGCUAUCUUAUCUAGUACUUAACUCCAAUAACUUUACCGGUGAGAUACCAUCAUCUCUUGGUAAACUUUCCAACCUGUACUGGCUCGACCUCGCAGGAAACCAGUUGAUAGGGUCUCUCCCUGUAUCAACAGGGAUAGCUCCAGGGCUUGACAGCCUUAAAAAAGCCAAACACUUCCAUUUCAACAAAAACCAGCUUUCAGGCGAUAUUCCAGCAAAACUUUUUAGCUCAGACAUGCAGCUAAUACACCUACUGCUCGACCACAAUCAAUUGGAAGGGAGCAUUCCUUCUACAAUAGGACUGGUUCAGACACUUGAGGUUCUCCGACUGGAUCAAAACAUCCUGACUGGAAGUGUUCCAUCAAGCCUCAACCAACUCACGAAUGUCAAUGAAUUGAAUUUGGCUCACAAUAUGUUGACAGGUAAAUUACCAAAUUUAACAGGAAUGAACUCCCUCAGCUAUGUGGACUUGAGCAACAACUCUUUCCAAAAAACAGAAGCUCCAGGGUGGUUUUGGACUAUAGAGUCGCUAACUACACUGAUAAUAGAAUAUGGACCACUACAGGGAUCGCUGCCUCCUCAACUUUUCAGCUUACCUCAGAUUCAGCAAGUGAAACUGAGGAAUAAUGCCUUUAGUGACAAAUUAGAUAUGAGCGGCAACAUUAGCCAGCAACUUCGACUGACUGAUUUGCAGGACAACAAUAUACUAUCAGUAACGCUUGGUUUUGAAAACAAUAGUACAUUACUGUUAACAGGUAACCCUGUAUGCGAUGCUGCUCCAAAAAAUACGGUUUACUGUCAGCCUCAAUAA